Triticum dicoccoides is the source of this 1144-nucleotide messenger RNA. RefSeq lists its product as uncharacterized. The transcript is spliced from 5 exons. The record is from RefSeq and is a predicted model, not a curated record. NCBI's taxonomy places the organism in Eukaryota, Viridiplantae, Streptophyta, Magnoliopsida, Poales, Poaceae. Bases 319 to 840 code for a protein of 173 amino acids.
CCCCAUUCUUCUGCGCCCCAUUCUCCAUCAUCUCCAGCAGCGCAACGACGAGGGAGUAUCCAGGCCCUGCCUUUCUUCCCAGUCGAGCCACUGCCGGCCAUCUCCGACCCAGUCGCCGCCGUCCAAACUCCGGCUCAACCCGAUAUUCUCUGCCACGCUUUCCGUCGUCUCCUGCAGUGCAGCGACGAGAGUUGCAUUGGGAAACUUGCGGCGGCGGAUGAAGUGAACAAGUGGCUUGGAAAGCUGAGCGGGCAGGUCUACUGGAAGCCUCUUGGUCGGUGGAAGAGGCUUGCCGGCCUGAGGGCGGUGAGCACAAAGAUGGCUGGGCCGGUAAAGAACGUAUACAAGCGUGGGGAAGGUCGUUUCACAUUGUACCGCAAAUCUUGGUCUUACCGUAGACGGCGUCAUCACCGACGUUUGAUCCUUUCAGAUACACGUGAUCAGGGUCUAGACGCGACUUGCUUAUACAAUGCAAUUUGUGGUGUUAUGGAGGCAAAACUUUGUAUGCAAGGAAUUAUUGUAAAAUUAUCUGUUGAUCAUCUGGCGAUGAUGGCCAGUGACUGGAUUUCAUGUGCAUCUGGACCUCAGCAAAGAUGCCUGUCCACAGAGCUGCCUACAAUUCUUAACAAUUUGGCAUGUGUAGGAAUUUAUACAGAUGAUGAUUACAAAAUGGGCUGUGUCACUGGGACUAGGUACAAGAUCAGAAGUUAUGAGCAACUAAGCUGGUUCAAAUCUACUACACCAGGCGCAGUUCAUAAGCUUAGGGAAAGGGCUGGCAGUAAUUCAGAUCAGCUCAAAUUUUGUGUCAGAUUUCCUGUCGGGAAGAGUUUAUCGGUUUGAUAAAGCUAAGUGUUCUAAGGGUCGACAAAUUCCUACCCAUGCUGUUAUCUCUACAGGGUAUGCCAUUGAUAAUCUUUUACCAAUUUGGGAAAUGCAAAAUUCACAUGGAGAAGUUGGCGUCGAAAAAGGUUUUGGGUAUUUCGAUUUUGACAGUUUAGUAGGUCUAUAUUCAUUAAAUAUAGACGUUUGACCUCAUUCGCAUGUCAUUAGUACAUUAUGAGAAACAUGUCCAAAUUAAAGUAUUUGUUUUAAUUGUAUUGCUAUUUUUAUGGACAGUUAAAUUAAUUUUAGGUCCGCAGGAUUU